Durusdinium trenchii is the source of this 852-nucleotide messenger RNA. The record is from the annotation of a GenBank genome assembly. NCBI's taxonomy places the organism in Eukaryota, Dinophyceae, Suessiales, Symbiodiniaceae.
AUGGAGCAACGCCAGCCAGAACAGCGAGGUGUUCAGAGCGAAGCACCCAACGAGCAGCCGCAGAGGUCCGGGGAAAAGGAGGCCUUAGCACUCUUUCGUCGAGUGCAGAAGCACUACCCCUUGGCUAACGACCAGGACUACAAGAGGAACGGCCACUGGCAAGCGGAGCUGUUGCGCAUCGACCUGCAGCUGCUGGAGGCGCAUCGCCGCGAGGUGGGCCUUGCGGAUCUCGACGAGGACGGCGCCGACGCGGAGCCGGAGACCGCGCCGGUGGAGACGGUGGAGACGGCGCCGGAGACGCCGGAGCCGGAGACGGAGCCGGAGACGGAGGAAGAGAUGGUGGAGCUUGAGGAAGAGUUGGAACCAGGGGAGAGCUUGAGGGCCAAGCAGAAUCUGAAGGUGAGGAACUCCGUCGUACCGACAGCUCCGACGCCCAGGACUAGCGUUUACAAACCGCUGAAGACGUCGCCCUUCUUGCGUCCUGAGCCCUACAACGGACAUGCUGAGAAGAGACCUGCCGUGCGCGCCGCUCCGGCCUCGACGGCGUCGGCCUUGGCGUCGGUGCCGGCAUCGAAGACGGCACCGGCGGUACCGGUGAAAGCGGCGGCGGAGUUGGAACGGAUCCAGGAGUUCAUCGAUCUUUGGGAGCUGGAACCUGUGGAGACGAAGAAGUGCCUGGCACGGCUCACGCCACAGAGACGUGCAUGGCUCUAUGAGAACUACGACGGCUCCGGCGACCUCCUGGCGUUCCUCCGUGCCGCGCCAACCGCGACCGCGGCCAGUGCGGCGGCGGCCAGGGUGGCCGCGCCCGAGCAGUUCGGAGGAUUGAUCCGGAACCUCCUGAGCAGCUAG